UUUUAUAUAAAACAAACUAGAGAAUUAUUUACAAUAAAUGGUCUCAAAUACGGUUGUGGGCAGCUGCCUCUCAGACACAUGUGUUUGUGUUACAUGUCAUCAUUCAUGACCAGUAGGUGAAGCUAUAUGUUGUUUGUGGGAGGGGCAGCUACCCACCUUGAAUUUUUAAAACUAAUGUAAAAUGAAGUGGAAGACAAUGCUUGUUCGAAUCACAAUGACACGGAAAUUUCAGAUUUCCUAUUUAUGUUUAGUAAUAAUACAAAACUCACUCGAAAUUUUUGAGUAAUUUGCAAAACAUUUUGAUGUAAAGCUGAAGAGAUUUCAUAAGAAAACAAUAAUAUCCCUGGAAUACUGGAAAUAUGAAGGUGAAUGUGGAAAAAUUUAAAAGAAAUGACAAGUGAAUGUAUUAAAAUAAAUUUAUGAACUCUUUCUAAAACCGGUGGAUAUUGUUUCCUAAUUUAAGUAAAAUCUGAAAAAGGUAAAAGAAUCCCUCCUCCAAGAGAACGACUGGCAGGAAGAAGAGGAGUCCAUGCAGAGAAAGUACUAUCAAAUGGCAAAAAAGGUUUCUGUAGACCUUAUAAAUAAUCAAAAACAACCUAACACAAAGUUCUUGAUUUUUUUUUCUCUUUUCAAGAACACCACAUUUCUUGCUUCUUCUUUGACAGAGAUUUUGCAAUCAGACGACGAGGCUACUUACGAUUCCGAUGAUCAUUAUGAUUAUGCUAAUAUCCAUGUCCUAGCUUUGAUACAUCAUUUGAUUGUGUUUAUUUUCUUUCCCGUAUUGUUUUUUUUAAUUCAAUUUCCUCUGUUUUGGUCAAAUUUUCUGUUUUUCGAUAUGGGCUGUGCGAGCUCGAAGCACCGUAAACGUUGCCUACACUGCCGGCAAGGAUAUUCUCCGGUAGACAUGUCACCUAGACCCUCCGUGCAACACCCACCGCAACAUUCCGACGACAUGUUGGCUCUCAGUUCCUCCACCCUCGGAUCUCUCAAGCUCUGCUACUCCUCUUUCGGACAUAGCCGCAUACACUUGGCAGAUUUCACCGGUAACCUUGCCACCGACCAAUCCGGAGAGAACCGACAAGAAGAUGGGUUUGGUCAGAAAGAAGACAGAGACAAGGAAAUGCAAGCUAAGCUUAUGGAAGCUAAAGUAUGGUCGAGUAUGAUGAACGACAAGAUCCCCAAGAUUGUCCCCAAGACUCCUAUCUUGACGCCUCCUGGAGAGCCAGAAACGAUCAACACGUGGGAGAUGAUGGACGGGCUUGAAGAUUCCGUUAGCCCUCUUCGGUCAACUAGUCACGUUAGGAGCUUCUCGUUUGAUGGUGGUUGUAAACGUCCCAAGGAGAAUGGUAAUGUGAUACUCUACUUCACAAGCCUUAGAGGUAUAAGGAAGACAUAUGAAGAUAGCUGUGAUGUCAGGGUUAUACUUAAAGGCAUUGGGGUUAGGGUGGAUGAGCGUGAUGUAUCGAUGCAUUCGAGUUUUAGAGACGAGCUCAAGGAGUUAUUACUAGAGGGCAAAUUCAAUAAUGACGUGGGGAUCACCUUACCUAGAGUUUUCUUGGGGAGGAAGUAUCUUGGGGGAGCAGAGGAGAUUCGAAAGUUGAAUGAAGAUGGGAAGCUCGAGAAGAUUCUAGAAGGCUGCGAGAGGGUUGAAGAGAAUAAAAAUGGUAAUGGGAAAGAGUGUGAGGCUUGUGGAGAUAUAAGGUUUGUGCCAUGUGAGACAUGUUCGGGGAGCUGCAAAGUGUACAAUGAAGAUGAUGAAAGUGAAAAGGAAGAUAGAGAUUAUGGUUUUCAAACGUGUCCUGAUUGUAAUGAGAAUGGACUCGUUAGAUGUCCUCUUUGUUGUGAUUAGCUUUUUGAACACACACACAUACAGAAAGAGAACCUUGCUCUU
This is a messenger RNA of Brassica napus (rape), 1891 nucleotides long. RefSeq lists its product as uncharacterized. The record is from RefSeq and is a predicted model, not a curated record. The transcript has a single exon. Bases 530 to 1849 code for a protein of 439 amino acids. NCBI's taxonomy places the organism in Eukaryota, Viridiplantae, Streptophyta, Magnoliopsida, Brassicales, Brassicaceae.